CAGGAUGAGACAAUCGUGACACUGCGUUUCGCCCCUGCAUUCCAAAUCUGCAGUCUCUUUCGCCUUACUUCUUUCUUAGCGCACAGACGCUGUUGGAUUCAUGGAUGUACGCUGAACCGCUGUUUGCGUUACUAAAGUUAUCAUUCGUGUUUUUUCCUGCAGCUUUUAUUUAGCAAUGUUUCUAUGAGGAACGGCUGCCUUCUGAUAGAGGUCACUCCAAAGGUCUCGAGAAGGAAAUAAAGGUGUGCUUCAACUGCUGGACUUUGGCAGGACGGACAGGGACUAUGUUCUCAUCAGCAGGGAAGCGCGGUUUCACUAUUGAGUCUUUGGUGGCGAAGGAGAGCCCAUUAGCAGGGGAAGACCCUAUCCGCCCCACCGCGCUAAGCUACACAGCCCCCACAGACAGUUUUCUGAACGCUUAUCCAAGCCCAGCAGGUCGCGCGCUUUAUCCAAACCCCGAGCUGGUUUUUCCAGAGGCUGUGCAGCACGCGCCCAUCGGCGUGCACCCGCACCAGCUCGGCGGCGCGCACCUCCAGCACCCGCACUUCUUCAGCACGCAACACCGCGAACCUCUCAAUUUCUACCCGUGGGUCUUGCGAAACCGAUUUUUUGGGCAUCGGUUUCAAGGGAACGACGUCUCACAUGACUCAUUGUUGCUUCACGGGCCUUUCGCGCGGAAGCCCAAGCGGAUCCGGACAGCCUUUUCCCCUUCACAGCUCCUGCGCCUCGAGCGAGCCUUCGACAAGAACCACUAUGUGGUGGGAGCAGAACGCAAACAGCUCGCGAACAGUCUCAGCCUGUCCGAGACACAGGUGAAGGUGUGGUUUCAGAACCGCAGGACUAAGUACAAACGACAGAAGCUGGAAGAAGAGGGACCAGAGAGUUCACAAAAGAAGAAGGGUAAUCAUCACAUCAACCGGUGGAGAAUUGCCACCAAACAGGCUGGAUCUGAGGAUAUAGAUGUCACAUCUGAUGCCUAGAGCCCAUUUGUACCAGGCCUAAACUCACACAAAAGGCCAUGAAAAGAUCUAUUUAUUUAUGUUUUAAGGAAUGACUGUGUAUGAGUCUAAACUUGGUUUUUGCUGCUGCUGCUGUGUGUGUGUGUGUGUGUGGGUGUGGGUGUGGGUGUGUGUGUGUGUGUGUGUGUGAGAGAGAGAGAGAGAGAGAGAGAGAGAGAGAGAGAGAGAGAGAGAGAGAGAGAGAGAGAGAGAGAGAUUCAGUCAGCAUGUAGAUUUAAUUCUCUUUUUUCUUUGUAAAUGUAAAAAAAGUAAAAACUAUGAUUUUCUUUAUUUCCCUACAACUCUUCUGCCAUCAAAAGACCUCUAAAAAUAAUUUCAUUUUCCAAUGUGACACAUCUGUCAUGCGUGUGCAUUUAACCUAAUAAUGUCAAUUACUACCAUUGUACUUAACAGAAUGCUCUUUAAUGAUGGUUACAGAGAUUUAGCCUGCUCAAAUCAUAAAAUUAUAUUGGGCCUCUACCUAGGAGAGCAAUACAGUCAAUUAUCAUUAGAGAUUUCAAUUCCUUUAGAUAUUUUCUGUUUUUUAUUAAGAUUUUACCAUAGCAGUUGACAGUAACAGCAAAAUAAACAAAAUGUGAUGCAAGGAAUCAUUUUACAGGCCAGUUUGGACAUGAUCUACCCUCAGUGUAGGAGUAAGGAGCUUGAUGUAUGUGUGUGUGUGUGUGUGUGUGUCUGAUGUUCUGAAUGCUCGGUUCUUGUUCAGUCAUGGUAAUGCCGGCUGCUGGAUGCAGGUUACAGUGUGGCAGCUCCUGAAUAUUUCUGUGAUUCAUAAACAGAAACUACUGAAUAUUAGCCAAUGUCACAUUAAUAUACAGAACAUUUAAAAUAUAAUUUUCCCCCAGUAAGGGACCACAACAAUAAAUAUGUUUUAGAAACAACCCCUGAC
Molecule: messenger RNA, 1905 nt
Organism: Tachysurus fulvidraco (yellow catfish)
Lineage: Eukaryota; Metazoa; Chordata; Actinopteri; Siluriformes; Bagridae
Gene: emx1
Product: empty spiracles homeobox 1
Exons: 3
Coding region: 285-980 (231 amino acids)
Biological process (GO): central nervous system development; regulation of DNA-templated transcription; neuron differentiation
Molecular function (GO): DNA binding; DNA-binding transcription factor activity, RNA polymerase II-specific
Source: RefSeq, a predicted model, not a curated record